AUGUUCAUAGCUCGUCAUUUCAUAUCUGGUCUUGGCUCGGGUGUGACUUCUGCUGUUAUUUUGCAGCCACUGGAUCUUCUCAAGACACGAGUACAGCAAUCUAGGAGCUCUUCAUUGGUUGCUACUCUGCGCGACCUAAGGAAGUCUUCAAGCUUGGUGCAGUCAUUAUGGAGAGGCACCGUUCCGUCUGCGCUUAGGACAGGGUUUGGAUCAGCUCUCUACUUUACGACGCUGAACGCCAUCCGUCAACAUGCGCACCAGACAGGCGUUCUGGGUCGUCGCCUGCAAACCCAAGGUCGCUCAUCGGUGCUUCCGUCCUUGACGAACUCGGGCAACCUCAUAUCAGGUGCUGUUGCAAGGACGUUUGCUGGCUUUGUAUUGAUGCCGUUGACUGUGAUCAAGGUUCGCUUUGAGUCCAGUCUUUACUCUUACCCUUCGAUUAUGUCUGCCGCUACUGAUAUAGGCCGUACCCACGGCUGGCGCGGUUUCUUUUCGGGGUUCGGAGCUACAGCACUGCGGGAUGCACCAUAUGCUGGCAUGUACGUAUUGUUUUAUGAGAUGCUCAAGUCACGGCUUGGAGCACUUGCUUCCAAACCGGUCAUUUCCGGCGAUGGGCAAACCAGGAUGCAGGCCACUCUGGCUAGCUCAGUCAACUUUACCUCUGCCAUGCUCGCUGGCGCAGCAUGCUCGGUAGUUUCAAAUCCUUUUGAUGCUGUGAAAACUCGCAUUCAAUUGCAGCCGCUGGAGUACCGGAACAUAUGGCAUGCCUGGUAUAAAAUGGUGACACAGGAGGGCGUCCGGUCAUUAUGGGAUGGCCUAGCGUUACGAAUGAGUCGCAAAGCUAUGAGUUCGGCACUGGCCUGGACUGUUUACGAAGAGUUGAUCCGUCGAGCUGGAGCAAAGUAA
This is a messenger RNA of Fusarium coffeatum, 906 nucleotides long. RefSeq lists its product as uncharacterized. Lineage: Eukaryota; Fungi; Ascomycota; Sordariomycetes; Hypocreales; Nectriaceae. The transcript has a single exon. The coding region runs from base 1 to 906 and encodes 301 amino acids. Gene Ontology annotation, molecular function: glycine transmembrane transporter activity. Gene Ontology annotation, biological process: glycine import into mitochondrion. Gene Ontology annotation, cellular component: mitochondrion; mitochondrial inner membrane. The record is from RefSeq and is a predicted model, not a curated record.